UACGCGACAGGCAGAAGUGAGUUAGCUGAGAUUCGGUUAGAGGCCUCAACCGAAAUACAUAAUCAUAUUCUUCCUUACGUUGACAAGCUUCGUGAUCAUCGAAACAGAGGUCAAAAUGCUGUUUUGUUUGACGGGCAGGACCGGCUAGUUAAGGUGGUCUCUUUCGUAUCGUCAUUGCUGGAUGACAUAAAGAAGCCUAUUCUAAUCAUAGCUUCCACCAGUGCUCUUUCCUUGUGGGAAAUCGAGUUUUCAAAGUGGUCAAAGUCGGUCAACGUUGUAACAUACAAAGGGACCAAAGAUAUUCGGGCUGCCAUUAGAGGGUCAAAAUUUCAAGUCCUUUUAUCUUCUCCAGACGCCGUUGUUGAGGACGUGAAAACGCUUAGUCAUGUUAAGUGGGAACUGUUAGUGAUAGACGAGUGCCAACGCUACACAAUUGCAAUGCAUUUAAAAAAAUUUCGGAAGCUUACGGCUGAUAUGAAAGUUUUAACGGUUUCUGGUGAACCAGCGGAUAUUCUGCAGAGCUACCGAAUCAUUCUUUCGUUGGUUGAUUGUGAAAACGAAAAGUUACAUGCGAAUGCUGACAUGGAAGUGAACAAUGAUAUUAGCGCAUUGAAAGAAAGACUGUCACCGUUUGUUGCAUUUGAGUGCAAGUUCACCACCCUUGAUCUUCAAGAGUAUUGGGUCCCGGUUCAUCUUUCGUCAAUGCAAAUCGAACAAUAUUGUUCAAUUUUAGCUUCGAAUUCGGACACACUCUCUUCAUUAUCAAAAACAGCUUCACUCAACGAUGUCAUCACGCAGAUCCAAAAGUGUUGCGAUCACCCGUAUCUAGUGGACCCCACUUUGCGUAAUUCUACAAAAGAACCUUCUUUGAUCGAUCCAUUGGCUGCUGAAGUCAACGUCAGCGGCAAACUGCAUGUUUUCGACAAGCUCCUGUUGGAGAUUAAACGAUGCGGUUUAAGAGCACUUGUACUAUUUCAUUCAUCGGUUAACUCAGAGAAGAUAUCAACCGGACAUUUUCUAGACGACCUUGUUCAUCAAAGAUUCGGCGAGAAUUCGUACGUGUAUAUCCCGGGGCGGGUUCUUUCUAAUUCUGCGUAUCUAAACAAAAAAGAAGCGUUAGAAAUGUUCAACAAAGCAGAUAGUGAUAGGUUCAUCUGCUUAUGUGAUCACCGUGCUUGUCUGUCGAGUCUUCGACUUUCACGUGUGGAUGUGGUAAUAUUAUUCAACAGUGAUCCAAACCCACUAAAUGACGUAAAAGCCCUCAAGAGGAUCACAAUUGAUUCACAUUGUGAGCGGUUAAACGUGUUCCGGUUAUAUUCAGUAUUCACCAGCGAAGAGAAAGCGUUGAUUCUCUCAAAGCAAGGUACAACUGUCGACGGUUAUAUUAGCUGGAGUGUUUACCACCAGCUGUUAGGAUGGGGCGCGACCUACGUAUUCAGUAAGCUCAAAAGCUGCAGCGAGUCUGAACCUCUGUUUCGUAUAGACGAUUUGGUUCGCGAGUUGUCAACCCUGUUGAUGAACACGCGUGUUGAAACGGAGCGCCCGAUCGUAUCACACGCGCGUAUGCAAGACGGAGCGUAUUCUGGAAGUGUCUUGCUAUUUGGUGAAACUGAAACGGAAACGCACUCGAAAGAAAAAGGAAGUUGUUCUAUUGAUGAGUAUUUGGUUGAUAACAGACAUUCUGUUUUUUGGAGUAAUUUGGUCAAACAAAGUCAACCUGUACUCGAAAACUCGUGUAGCAGGUUGUCUCGGAGAGUUCAAAAGUCGCCGCAAUACUGGUUUGAAGGUAUAAAUGCAACGAGUCCCUCUUUUGUAAGAUCAAAGCCGAGAAGUAAACGAAAAUUGCUAAAAAAUGUCGGAAGAAAACGGGCAGGGCCACAUACACCUUUUGGUACUCGUCAAGCACGUAUGAAUGCGACUGAAGGUUCGAGUCCAAGAACAAAUGGAGGUCAACAGAGUCAAACCGAACAACCGCCACCGGAUACUUCUACGUCUACACCUCUUGACACGGAAAUCGAAAGAAUUCAGAAGGAGCGAGAGAAAAUCACCAAAUCACAUCAAGAAGAGAAAUCAAUGCUGCUUUCUGAAUUAGAAAAAGUGAUUUCCGAGGCGCAAAAGAAGUACGAUGCACUAGUGCAUGACUCCGAGACGAAAUUGGCAGAUGAACUGAAGAUUCUCGAAGACUACGAGAAGCUUGUUAGUGCCAACAAACUUCUGGCGGAGAUUUUGGCGCAAAACUGGCAGGAUGCACUCAAUCCAAAUCAAACCGAGUUCAACCGGAAGAGAAAACAGAAAGACACUAGCGCGUUUAGCAUUCUUCAAAUCCCUGCGUCUGCGCUGGUUCGACCCAAGAACCCUUGUUUGACCCGUGGUCCCACCAGCUUUUUUCCUGCCGGGCCAGGACUGCGCUCUCCAGCUCCUCAUCUAAGGUCAAGUUCAUCGAUGUUUGCAUCAUUACGCAACCUGCCCGCCACUGGUGAACCGUCUCUCUCAGUCAAUUACCCAAACAGUUGACAAACACUGUCCUGUAUAGAAACAGAAUCAUAGUGUUGAGUUUAUCGAGUAUAUAAUAGACUAUAGAGAUCUGACCGGACAGCCAUUUUGAUCUUGCAAGUGUGUCUAUGCACUUGUUAUAGAGGUUUUCGGUAGCUUUUUUAGGUGUGUGUGGUUUAGUAUGAAUAUGAAGAAGUGUUACUUGCAGUUGAGUAAUUCUUUUGGGAAUAUAAAUAGUCGGGGGGGGGGGGGGGGGGAUAUUGCACGGUCCUCCCAACCGCUGGAGUGAUCCCACUCCACAAGCUAGCUCAGCCCCAUAGCUGCCUGGCGGUGAAUACCCCAUCCCGAGCUGAGUCCGUUUCCUUCUGGGAAGAAGGUGGCCGAUUGUCCCCGUGCCUGGACUCGAUAUGUACUCAAAUCAUAUUCAUUCAGAAAUAUAUAGAAUGACAUCCACACAAAUUCAUUGUU
Helianthus annuus (common sunflower) is the source of this 2961-nucleotide messenger RNA. RefSeq names its product helicase protein MOM1. The transcript has 9 exons. Gene Ontology annotation, biological process: negative regulation of transcription by RNA polymerase II; chromatin remodeling. Lineage: Eukaryota; Viridiplantae; Streptophyta; Magnoliopsida; Asterales; Asteraceae. Bases 439 to 2514 code for a protein of 691 amino acids. The record is from RefSeq and is a predicted model, not a curated record. Gene Ontology annotation, molecular function: ATP hydrolysis activity; histone binding; DNA binding. Gene Ontology annotation, cellular component: nucleus; chromatin.